AUGGCCGAUCCUUCUUCUUAUUUCAUUGAAAAGAAUAUUGAACAACUUUUCGAAACCCUGAUGGAAGCAGUCGUAACUGCUCAGCCAGAAAACCCACGCCAGUUUUUAGCUGCACAUCUUCAAGACAACAGAUCAAUUUCUUUUCACGACUUUUUGAGCCUUUUUAAUUCAAUAUCAAAAAUCUCAGCCGAGACUAAUCCAAGAAACGCGUUUGACAGUAUCAUAAAUGAGACAUGCAAACUUCUGCAUUGCGAAAGGGCAAGCUUAUUUAUCCAUGACCCAACACAGAAGUGCUUAAAACUUAUUGUAGGGAAAGGAGCCAAAGGAUUGGUUUUAUAUGAAAAUUCAGGGUUCACAUGGACUGUGUUUAAUACAAAACAAUGUGUUAAUAUUGCUGACGUGUAUUCUGACCCAAGAUUUGACUGCUCAGUAGACUUAACAACUGGCUUUGUAUCAAAAUCUAUGCUAGGAGUCCCAAUUCUAAAUCAAGACAGAGAACCAAUAGGUGUUCUUCUAGCAUUAAACAAAAAAACUGGAGCUUUCCCUGAAAAAGACGAAGAAAUCAUCACAAAACUUGCGCAUCAGGCUGGAAUCUCUAUAAGAAACGCUUAUUACUAUCAGCAAGCAAUUUAUAAUGAAAAUAAAACAAAAGUCCUGCUCGGGUUUAUCAAAAAUUUAAGCAAAGAUAAGCCAGGUCAGAUUUUAGCUCUAGAUUUAGCCAAACAUGCAGGCGAUUUAAUUAAUGCUGACAGAUGCCAGAUAUUUUUGAUUGACCGAAGUGCAGAAAAGCUUAUAUUAAUCGCUGCAGACUCAGGAUUAGAUUUUAAGCUUCCUUUAAACUCAGGACUUGUUUCCUAUGCUGCAACUACAGGAGAAACAGUUAACGUAUCUAAUGCAUAUGAAGACCCUCGAAAUAUCACAGAUUUUGAUGAAAUUUUUAACUAUAAAACCCAGUCUCUUAUGGCAGUUCCUAUAAAAUGUGAUGAUGAAAUCAUCGGGGCUAUCCAAGUCACUAAUAAGCAUUACCACAAUGUAUUUGGGGACAUUGAAAUUUAUGAUACUUUUACCAAAGAAGAUGAAAAACUCUUACAAGUUUUCAGUGAGGUCAUGGGGAGAAAGCUUAAACACUCAUUUAGACUACUGCUAGAUCUCACACCAGUUACAGAAGAUGUAUCCAAGUUCGAAAGCAGCUUUGGGAAGAAAAAGAAUUCAUUUUCUGAAGAUAGCUCAGCAAUGCAGGUGAUUAAGGAAGAAAAAGAAACAGAAUAA
Messenger RNA from Blepharisma stoltei, 1269 nucleotides. The record is from the annotation of a GenBank genome assembly. NCBI's taxonomy places the organism in Eukaryota, Ciliophora, Heterotrichea, Heterotrichida, Blepharismidae.